CCAACAAUGUUCUCCAAAUGUUGGAUAUCCAGGCAUCCCAACUUCGACGCAUGGAAUCUUCAAUCAACCAUAUUUCACAAGAAAUUUGAUUAUACUUCUCCUGGAACAAGCCUAACCUGCAGAAGACUUCCUCGGUCUUUUUUAUGUUGGACGGUGGACAUUCACAAAGAGAAAGUUGCUAGAAGAGAAAUUGGUAUCUUGACUACAAACAAAAACACCUCAAGAACUCACAAAAUCAUUGCACCAGCUAACUUGGAGCGACCAGUUCGCUACAUCAGGAAACCUAUUGAUUAUACAAUUCUAGAUGAUAUUGGACAUGGAGUGAAGGUCAGCACACAGAAUAUGAAGAUGGGUGGGCUGCCUCGUACAACACCACCCACCCAGAAGCCACCAAGUCCACCGAUGUCGGGAAAAGGAACUAUUGGGCGUCACUCUCCCUAUCGUACGUUGGAGCCAGUACGUCCUCCAGUGGUACCAAAUGACUAUGUGCCUAGCCCAACACGCAAUAUGGUUCCCUCACAGCAGAGCCCUGUUAGAACAGCUUCAGUGAAUCAGAGGAAUCGCACAUACAGCAGCAGUGGGAGUAGUGGAGGAAGCCACCCAAGUAGUCGGAGCAGCAGUCGAGAGAACAGUGGAAGUGGAAGUGUGGGUGUUCCUAUUGCUGUUCCCACACCAUCUCCUCCCAGUGUCUAUCCAGGUCACCCAGUUCAGUUCUACAGCAUGAACAGGCCUGCAUCUCGACACACACCCCCAACAAUAGGGGGAUCUUUGCCAUAUCGGCGUCCUCCUUCGAUCACAUCACAGACAAGCCUUCAGAACCAGAUGAACGGAGGACCAUUUUAUAACCAGAACCCAGUUUCAGAUACUCCUCCCCCACCACCGCCUGUGGAUGAGCCAGUGUUGGAUGAAUCUCCACCUCCACCCCCACCUCCAGAGGAUUAUGAGGAGGAGGAAGCAGCUGUGGUGGAGUACAGUGAUCCAUAUGCUGAGGAGGACCCUCCCUGGGCACCAAGGACCUACUUAGAAAAGGUGGUGGCGAUCUAUGACUACACGAAGGACAAAGAAGAUGAGCUCUCGUUUCAGGAAGGUGCCAUCAUUUAUGUCAUCAAGAAAAAUGAUGACGGCUGGUAUGAGGGAGUCAUGAAUGGAGUGACGGGGCUCUUCCCAGGGAACUAUGUGGAGUCAAUCAUGCAUUACUCAGAGUGAAGACUAGAGGACGGAACACUGCAUCUCCUGCUGCAGGAGCUGUGAGGGCUUCCCAGAUAUCCACCAGCCUCUGGGGCCCCAUCCAGUAUAACUGAAUGAAGGAUAAUUGUAACAACCA
This is a messenger RNA of Aptenodytes forsteri (emperor penguin), 1324 nucleotides long. It is a transcript of the gene ABI2, whose product is annotated as abl interactor 2. The record is from RefSeq and is a predicted model, not a curated record. Gene Ontology annotation, cellular component: lamellipodium. The coding region runs from base 7 to 1206 and encodes 399 amino acids. Gene Ontology annotation, molecular function: SH3 domain binding. The transcript has 9 exons. NCBI's taxonomy places the organism in Eukaryota, Metazoa, Chordata, Aves, Sphenisciformes, Spheniscidae.